GGCAUUGUAGUUGUUUUGCCUAUUAGAAUUUCUGGUUGGGCAACCUUGGAGCCACACUGGGAGGACUUCUAGUCCCAGGUGGCUUAGUAAGCUUUAGUUCAGGCGCGGCACACAGAGCAAGGCACGUUUGAAGAGAGUCCUCGGUUUUGGUAGACUAACUUCCAUUCACUAAAACAAUGUUCCUGAACUGAAGAAGCUGGAGUUCAUUUCCACAACUCCUCCCAGACACAUUUGUAACUAGUCCCCUCUGCUUGAAAUACCUCAUAUGGUUUCUAUUUUCCUUAGUGGACCAUGAGUGAUACAGUAGAUGCUGCGUUACUACCACUCAUUUGCAGAUACAGAUAAAAUGUCCACUAAGCAAGAAUGUUCAGACUGGUGCAGCUGAUGUGACAGAAAGGUGGAAAAAAUGCUAACCAGUGAAAGAGGUCAUUUUUGGUCAAGAGGAAUUUCACAAAAUAGAUCUGAAGGAAAUUUGUUUGACAUGGAAGCCCAAAAAGCCUCAAAAAAUUGCAAUAUUACAGAAUGUCCAGACCCACGUUUGCUUCUCAGUUGGUCAGAUGCUUUCAUACUUCAUGGCAAUAAUGCUUCCAAGGCUACAAAUCCAUUCUGGAAUGAACUGUCUGCUUCUAACCCAUUUUUGGAUGACAUAACUCAGCUAAGAAAUAACGAGAAGAGAGAGAAUAUUUCCAUCUUGAAGGAAGAUCCUUUCCUUUUUUUCAGAGAAAUAGAAAACGGAAAUUCUUUUGAUUCCUCUGGUGAUGACCUUAAUGUGCAUCAGUUGCUUAGGCAGUCUUCCUCAAGGAAAUCUGGAAGAUCUAAAAGUGUUUCAGAACUUUUGGACAUUUUAGGUGACACAGCACACGCCCCUCAGAAUAUACAUAACUCUGAUGAGAUCCUAGAACAAGAUUUAGAAUGGCUUCAAAAUGAUCGAGAGGCUUAUAAAAUGGCUUGGUUAAGUCAACGCCAACUGGCCCGCUCCUGCCUGGAUUUGAAUACAAUUAAUCAGAGUCCUGGAUGGGCCCAAACACAAGUUGCAGAGACCAUGAUAGUUUAUAAAUUAAACCACCAAGGAGGGUCAGUGCAAUUACCUGAAUCAGAUAUCACUGUUCAUGUGCCUCAAGGCCAUGUAGCAGAGGGAGAAUUCCAAGAGGUAUCUCUAAGGGCUUUUCUUGAUCCUCCACACAUGCUUAACCAUGAUCUUUCAUGCACUGUAAGCCCACUGUUGGAAAUGAUGUUAGGCAACCUUAACACAAUGGAAGCCAUUUUGCUGGAGAUGAAAAUAGGGGCUGAAGUAAGAAAGGAUCCUUUCAGCCAAGUCAUGACAGAAAUAGUGUGUUUACACAGCCUGGGUAAAGAAGGCCCUUUCAAAGUGUUAAACAACUGCUACAUUUAUAAAGACACCAUCCAAGUCAAGCUAAUAGACUUGAGUCAGGUGAUGUAUCUAGUGAUUGCUGUGCAAGCGAAAGCUACUCUGUCGCCAGCUGCCACCAUUUGGGAUUACAUCCACAAAACCACCUCAAUUGGAAUUUAUGGGCCCAAAUAUAUCCAUCCCAGUUUCACUGCUGUUUUCACAGUUUGUGGACACACUUAUAUGCCAGGAAAGCUGACAAUCUCUGAUGUUAAGAAGGGUGGAAAAAACACAUCUCCAGUUGUGUUUCAGCUCUGGGGGAAGCAUUCAUUUGUUCUUGACAAGCCACAAGAUUUAAGUAUUUCUGUUUUUUCAUGUGAUGCUGAUUUUGAAGUAAAGGCAGAAGGAGAAAGGAAAGAAAUUAAACAAAAGCAGUUGCAAGCAGGUGAAGUAGUUCAUCAACAAUUUUUAUUUUCCUUAGUUGACUGCAGAGAAAUGCACUUGUUUGUUUUCCGUGUUCAAGUGGAGCCUCCCAAUGGUGGACCAGUUACUCAGUUCUUUAUCACUACACCUGACCCAGCCCCACACCUAAAAAGGCUCUCAAAUCUGCCAGAUGAUUUGCAGAAGGAAAAGGAAAUCAAGUCUGCUCCUUUACUACCAAGAGUGUGUGUUAAAUAUCCCACAUUUCAAGACAAAAAAUUGAACUUCACCAACUAUGGGGUAACCCUGAAGACAGUGCUAAGACAAAGCAAGAUUGACUACUUACUUGAAUAUUUCAAAGGGGACACAGUAGCUCUGCUUGGGCAGGGUAAGAUAAAAGCCAUUGGGCAGUCCAAAGUGAAAGAAUGGUAUGUGGGAGUCCUGAGAGGUAAGACUGGACUUGUACAUUGCAAAAAUGUCAAGGUGGCAGCAAAGGAACAAGUAAUAUCUAUGCCAGAGAGUGUCUUCACAACCAAGAAUCUUAUCGAACAAAUCGCCCUCCCCUUUAGAAAACUCACUUACAUCUACUCAGUUGUAUUGACCUUGGUGUCAGAAAAAGUUUAUGACUGGAAAGUUUUAGCUGAUGUCCUGGGUUACUCGCACCUGGAACUGGAAGAUUUUGAUGGACUACAAGCAGCUAAAGAAUCAGAAAAAGUUUCUUAUGUUGUAAAGAAGUUAAAGGAAGAUUGCCAUGCAGACAGAAAUACCAGGAAGUUUCUUUAUGAACUUAUUGUGGCUCUGCUGAAGAUGGAUUGCCAGGGGUUAGUAGCACAUCUCAUCCAAGAGGCUGCUAUUCUGACUUCAGCUGUCAAGCUUGGAAAAGACUGGAGGGAACUAGCUGAAAAGUUAGUACGACUCACAAAGCAACAAAUGGAGGCUUAUGAAAUUCCUCACCGAGGAAAAACUGGAGAUGUUGCUGUUGAGAUGGUGUGGAAACCAGCCUAUGAUUUUCUCUAUAUUUGGGGUGCUCACCACGGAAAUAGCUGCAGAGAUGUGUUACAAGACCUUCAAUCAGCUUUGGACAGAAUGAAAAACCCUGUGACCAAACAAUGGCGAGACUUAACUGGAGCUUUAAUACUAGUAAAUUCUUUAGAGAUUCUGAGAGCAACUGCAUUCUCCACUUCUUAGAAAGUAUAGAAGUGAAGGGUAUGUUUUUUGGAGGAGGGAGAAUGGUAGGGGAAUGGGGUAUGUGUGUGUGUGUGUGGAAGAGAAAGAAUCUCAGAAAAGUAUUACUUAUUUUUUUCAUGUUUGAAAAAUAUCUUUUCCUGGUGAAAGCGCAACCUAACUCAAAACCUGAGGAUGGGUUUUGUACAAACAUGUAUUUUCGUAUAUGUUUCAAAUGCAAACAUUAGGCUGCUUUGUUGUUGAGAAAGUAAAGAAAAACCUGUUUUCCCUUUUAAAGUUACUUUUAAUUUCAUUAAGCUAAAAUAAAUAACUGUUAGCAUAAUUACAUCACAGAGAUACUCAGAACGAGGAGCUCUCAAUCUGAACACUGGAGUUUCACCAGGAGGCAGGUAGGGAGAGAGGAGAAGUAAACACAUCCUCUGUGGCCAGGCACAGGCCUCCUGGCUUCCUACAUCUGAUCCCCCUUAUUUCUCCGUGGAGUUUGCUAGUAUUAUUCCCAUUUUUCAUAUGAAGAAACUAGGGACUGGAGAGGACGUUCAAGACUACACAGCCAGUGUGAAACAGGUUUUCUGUCUGCAAAACCUGGUUCUAUGUUUUAAAAAACCAUACAACAUAGCAAAAUAGCAAAAAAAUACAAAUUCAUGUUAAAACUUAUAAGGAAAUGGUAGCUAUUUCAUUUUAAUUGAAAUCAUCUCUUGAAAGACUACCAGAAGCAAAAUACGACUUAUCAGAAAUCUGUUGUCUGCAUCCACAGACUAGAAUUUUUAGCACCUCCCUCCAGCAUCUUGGGACCUAGCUAGUCCUGCCUAACUUGGACUUUUUCUUAAGGAUUAUAGUGCAGAGUAAUACUUUAACACUCAGGGAUUUUUAAUAACAAGGAUUAUUUUUUUUAAACCUGAUUUAUCACUGUUAAGUGCAGCCGUCUUCACCACUAAAAACACUGAUAUCUGUCUGUGUGCAUGUCACGUGCUCAUGCAAACGCCUGUGUGUGGGGGUGUGGGGGUGGCUGUGGGUGUGUACAAGAGUGUUUCAUAAAGCUUUUGGAAGACAAAGAUUACAUAGAAUUUGGGCCAGUAUAAAUGCUAACUUUUGGCAGAGUUCACAAAGAGAUGGUCUGUGCUUACUCAGAUGUUCCAUCCUCUGGCCACCUGCCACUGUUUACGUGUUUUGGACAUUCAUUUAUUGUCGUUCAGGCAACAGUUGGAGUGUAUGUACCUACUCUGUCGCAGGCACAUAGAUGUUUGAGGUUAGUAACAGGAAAAAAUAGCGUAAUCUCUACUAAUCUCUGACUUCAGUACUGCUAAGUGAUAGAGACAGGCAGUAAUAAAAAAUUACACAGUUAAAUGUAAAAUGGCAUCUGUAAUAAUAGCUUCAAUGGGGAGGCUGGGAUGCCAAGAGAUAGAGAUAUGGGGGGCCAUUAUAUGCACCUAGGGGAACAGGUAAGUUUUCCCUGGGAAAGAAAUGGUGAUGAGCCUGGAGGAGGAUCAGGCAUUGCUUCCAGUCUGGGGAGGGUGGAAGAAGUAGUUCCUCAUGCACUGAAGCCUUCAUCCUGGAGGGGAGCUCAGGAGCCACAGGGAGACUUCGUGAAGGGCCUGAAAAGUGAAGGAGUGAAGGAAUGAAAGACACACCCUCAAAGGUAAUGUGGAUGAGCCGAAUAAGGAUUUCGUUUAGGGAUCCUGAAUAAAACCUGUCCAUUUGGCUAAAAAGUAAAAGCAGAAUCUUUUUAGAGCUUUUAAUACACUCACCCUAGGGUAUUUGGUAUGCUGGCAAAGGUAAUUUGAAUUAGGGUUUAAGAACAAUCUUUAAGGCUUUCAAUAUUUAUAUUUGAUGGUAAGAGAACACAGCCUGCCCAAGGAGUUAUGUACCCACAUUCAAGGACAGAAUUUAUUUUAGUUGAAAACAAAUUCAGGGAGAGGAAAACAAAAACAAUUUGUAAGUUUAGGACACAAUCACUUUUAGUGGUGAUUUUGCUUUCUUUAGAACAUUCUUAGAAUCUUAUUAACAUGUCAGCAAACCAGAGAAUUUCGGGAAGGGAUAGUAAGGAAUUAAUAACUGGGUUUUUCCAGGCUCCAAGAUCUGAGAAGACAGAGAUCUUGUUAGCUGAUUAGGGUAGGAAGAUUAAAUAAAUCACUUCAAGUUUACAUGGCAUCAUGUGUUGUGAUUGUGGUUGGGAAAUUCAAGAAGAGUUUAAAACAUGAAAAACAUGAUCUCUGUAAUUUAAGGACAAAGCAAUGGUUUAAAUAUUAAUACACACAAACAUAUUUUAUAAUCUUGUAACAUAUCCUUCCAGAGGAAUUUUAAACCCAUGUCCAAACAUUCUGUUCUUAUAAAUAUAUUCUAAUAUUUUUCUAAAUCAUUUUGACUUUUCUGAAUUUUCUAUUUCUCUUGCUAUAAUGGAUUUUCAUAAUCAGAAAAGAUUAACUCAGUAAUCCUGAGUUGCCUUUAAUAUUUGGCAGCAAAUCAAGGGGAUUAAUAAGGCACUUAAAUCCCAUCCUUGACAUCAUUAAAAGCAUCAAAAGCCAUUAAUCUAAAACUUCUUUAAGCAUUUCGGAAGUGGAUAAAGCAUAGACGGUUCUUUCAGUUCCUCAGGCUUUUCCUCUAAUGAGGCAUUAGGAUGAGAUUUUAGUUCAGUGCUCAGCAUGCAGUGUAACAAUUUUUCUAUGUAAGCCACAGAUCUUCUACUUCCUUCUGUUAAAGUCUUGAUAUGAAGGCCAAUUAAAGAGGUGCCUGCAAUAGUAGGUCAUUAAGUUUUCCUGCCAAUAACGGAGAUAGCACACUUUCAUGUCCUGUAAUGUAGAAAAUACUAUAUGAAGUUUUGAACUUCGGGAUGACUAGGUUACUAGAAGGAGCAGGAUGCACUACAUUAGUGGAUGGCAUUGGUCUCAGAAAUGUCACUGGUAGUAAACAGCUUUGAAUAUAUGAUAUGAAGAUACAAUAAAGAAAAUACAUUCAAAAUCAUACAAUGCUGUAAUUGGAAGUUUUGAAACUUGAAUUUUCAUACUGUGCUACUGUGAAUUAUAUUUUCUGUGAUUUUUUUAAUGUCUAAGAAAUAUUUGAGAUAAUAUAAAGGAAAAGGAGAAUAAUGAAAAAUUAUGUCACUGGAGGCUUUUCUAAUUAAAAUAGACCAUUUUUCUUCUUAUGCAUGCAUAAUUCUUCCCCCCUCUUCUAUGUGAAGUUUCCUACCAUGUGCUGCUGUAUAGCUUAGUGAGUGAAAUUCCAAUGUUCUUAUAUUGCCAUUAUACUAAGUAGACUUAACCCAAAGACAUUCUUCAGAAUAAAAUAAUUGUUGAAAGUUG
Messenger RNA from Equus quagga, 6249 nucleotides. It is a transcript of the gene MACC1, whose product is annotated as MET transcriptional regulator MACC1. Gene Ontology annotation, cellular component: cytoplasm. Gene Ontology annotation, molecular function: protein binding. The record is from RefSeq and is a predicted model, not a curated record. The transcript is spliced from 6 exons. The coding region runs from base 407 to 2956 and encodes 849 amino acids. Lineage: Eukaryota; Metazoa; Chordata; Mammalia; Perissodactyla; Equidae.